This is a messenger RNA of Chaetomium globosum CBS 148.51, 648 nucleotides long. RefSeq lists its product as uncharacterized. Gene Ontology annotation, cellular component: membrane; endoplasmic reticulum; cis-Golgi network. The transcript has 4 exons. Gene Ontology annotation, molecular function: ER lumen protein retrieval receptor activity. Gene Ontology annotation, biological process: protein retention in ER lumen; endoplasmic reticulum to Golgi vesicle-mediated transport. Bases 1 to 648 code for a protein of 215 amino acids. NCBI's taxonomy places the organism in Eukaryota, Fungi, Ascomycota, Sordariomycetes, Sordariales, Chaetomiaceae. The record is from RefSeq and is a predicted model, not a curated record.
AUGGUGCUCAACCUCUUUCGCGUGGCCGGGGAUUUCUCCCAUCUGGCAUCCAUCUUUAUCCUACUGCAUAAGAUUAUCCAGCUCAAGAGCUGCUCCGGCAUUUCAUUCAAGUCUCAGGUCCUAUACCUGAUUGUCUACGUCACAAGAUACCUAGAUCUCCCAUGGACACACUCGCCGUACAACUUCAUCUUCAAGAUCCUCUUCAUCUGCUCGCAGUUCUACACCAUCUACCUGAUGGCGCGCGAGUACAAGCCGACCAACGACGCCAACCUGGACACCUUCCGCGUGGAAUACCUCCUCGGAUUCGCGGUGGCGCUCGCGCUGCUCUUCCCCGUGCGGUACACGGUGCUCGAGGUGUUCUGGGCCUUCUCCAUCUGGCUGGAGAGCGUGGCCAUUCUGCCGCAGCUGUUCAUGCUGCAGCGCACGGGCGAGGCCGAGGCCAUCACCGCCCACUACCUCUUCGCCCUCGGCACCUACCGCGCCCUGUACAUCCCCAACUGGAUCUACCGCUACAUGACCGAGACCACCCACAAGAUUGACACCGUCGCUGUCGUAGCCGGUGUUAUGCAGACGCUACUGUAUAGCGAUUUCUUUUGGAUCUAUUACACCAAGGUCAUGAAGGGCGAGAAGUUUAAGCUGCCAGUUUAA